AUGAUUGUACAUACAGAUGAGCAAGAAGUUCUUUCUCAUCAUUUUCCAGCUUUGUCUAACUUAAACCGCUUAGUCCAAUUUAAUUUUUCCUACCCUAGGUUGCUUGACAUUCUUGGCUUGAAGAAAAAUGAAAACCACUCCGAGGUGUCCCGGUUUGUGCUUCUGGGCCUGUCAUCUUCCUGGGAGCUGCAGUUAUUUCUCUUCUUGACGUUUUUACUGAUUUAUGUUGCUAUCGUCCUGGGAAACCUCUUGAUAGUGAUGGUGGUACAGGCUGACGCUCACCUGCUCCAGUCGCCCAUGUACUAUUUCCUAAGCCAUCUGUCUUUCAUUGACCUAUGCUUGAGCUGCGUUGCUGUACCCAAAAUGCUAGGAGAUUUCCUACAGACGGAGAAGACAAUAUCUUUUUCAGGCUGCUUGGCCCAGAUCUUCUUUCUUCACUUUCUGGGAGCCAGUGAGAUGUUCCUGCUGACCGUUAUGGCCUACGAUAGGUACGUUGCCAUAUGCAAUCCUUUGCACUACAUGACUGUCAUGAAUAACCGUCUGCGCCAUCAGCUGGUGUUUGGCUGCUGGUGUGGGGGUUUCAUCCACUCUAUCACACAGGUCAUAGUUGUCAUCCAGCUGCCGUUUUGUGGUCCCAAUGAGCUGGACAACUUCUACUGUGAUGUCCCCCAGGUCAUCAAGCUGGCCUGCAUAGACACCUACUUGGUUGAGGUGCUGAUGGUCUCUAACAGUGGCAUAUUGUCUCUGGUCUGCUUCUUGGUCCUGCUCUUUUCCUACGCUCUCAUCUUGAUCACUCUGAGAACUCACCUCCAUCGGGGGCAGGGCAAGGCACUGUCCCCUUGCACCUCUCACCUGACAGUGGUCAGCCUGAUCUUUGUGCCCUGUGUAUUCAUCUACUUGAGGCACUUCUGCACCUUCUCUGUGGAUAAAGUCGUUUCUGUGUUUUACACAGUGAUCACACCUAUGCUGAACCCCCUCAUUUACACACUCAGAAAUACAGAUAUGAAGCAAGCCAUAGAAAGGCUGAGAAGGAAACAAGUGACAUCUCAUUGCUUUGUUAAAGGAUGA
Molecule: messenger RNA, 1068 nt
Organism: Psammomys obesus (fat sand rat)
Lineage: Eukaryota; Metazoa; Chordata; Mammalia; Rodentia; Muridae
Product: olfactory receptor 4Q3
Exons: 2
Coding region: 1-1068 (355 amino acids)
Biological process (GO): G protein-coupled receptor signaling pathway
Cellular component (GO): membrane
Molecular function (GO): olfactory receptor activity; G protein-coupled receptor activity
Source: RefSeq, a predicted model, not a curated record